Molecule: messenger RNA, 3610 nt
Organism: Patella vulgata (common limpet)
Lineage: Eukaryota; Metazoa; Mollusca; Gastropoda; Patellidae
Product: homeobox protein Hox-A1
Exons: 2
Coding region: 57-926 (289 amino acids)
Biological process (GO): regulation of transcription by RNA polymerase II
Cellular component (GO): nucleus
Molecular function (GO): DNA-binding transcription factor activity, RNA polymerase II-specific; RNA polymerase II cis-regulatory region sequence-specific DNA binding
Source: RefSeq, a predicted model, not a curated record
AUCGACAGCUAAUUUGUGCACCUUCAUUGACAGUCGCUCGGCGAAACGAGCAAAUUAUGAAUUCGGAUAAUGAUUACACGCUUUGCAACUUAGACUCUCACUCAUACGGAGGGAGUUAUAAUAACUCAGAUAUACAACCCUCCAGUUAUGGAUACGCGAACAUUUCCAACAGAUCCCUGGACACGGGACAGAAUUAUUAUGGUGCAGAAGCCGUGUUACCCCACGGACUAGGGGGUGGGGAUUUACUUUUAGGUAACACAAAUCAACCAUACCCGGUGUCAUCCAGUGUUAUAGCCAGAAACUCUCGCCAUGCUGGAGCGUACGGUCUCUGUGAUCUUGCAAUACCCCAAGCAAAUGACUGUUAUAUACCGAAUGGGGGAUCGACCAACGGUUCGUGUAUGGACGCUGGGGUACGAUCACCCUAUAGUUCUUCCCCGGAGCACAUGAGAGGGCCUGUGCUUGGAGGUAAUGGUUACCCCCAUCAGUCACCCGGGGGAUCACCUAUUAAACCGGAUCAAACUUCCUCUUCGAGUUAUUCUUCAAAACCAUUCCGAUGGAUGACCAUAAAAAGAAACGGUUUCAAACAAGCUGGAAAACCUGGUGAAUAUGGCUACACACCACCGUCGACUACCACGACCCCAGCAGCGCCAAACUCCGGGAGAACCAAUUUUACAAAUAAACAACUAACCGAAUUAGAAAAGGAAUUUCAUUUUAACAAGUAUCUCACCCGUGCGCGGCGAAUUGAAAUCGCUGCUUCGCUUGGCCUCAAUGAAACACAAGUUAAGAUUUGGUUCCAGAACCGACGAAUGAAACAGAAAAAGCGCAUGCGCGAAAUUCAGUUCGAAAAAUCAGGUGUGGACACAUGUCAGUUGACCUUAGAUGCAUUAACUGUGCCAAAUUUAGCCAUGUGUCACGAUACACGAUAAAACAAUAUGUUUCUUCCCCUAUAUAACCCCCUCGAUAAUUCUCUUUUUUAGAAUUCUGUGAUUUUGUUUUGUCCUAAUGCCCAUUGUUUUGUCUUCAAAAGCAGUCGUCUAUGUAUAAAUAGGUUCGGGUAGACUAAAUAAUUUGUUGUGCACGUUAUGGCCUUCGUUGACAUCACACUACAGAUAUAAAUAACAACAACAAACUCCAGUGGCUAUAUAUAUAUAUACAUGAAAUAGAAAGAAUCUAUAAGUUAGCCAGCUACUUAGAACAAGUGUGAAGAAUUGGAUCCGCGAAGCAACGGAUGUACAGUGCAUACGAUAUGGAUUCUGUAACUAUGUGCUCAUUUACUUUAUUCUAUUUCAUAAUUUUGUUUUCUUUUGGAGAUGGUAUUUUCAACAACGCAGUCUUUUCUUUUUCUCUGCGAUAAUUUUGUUUAACGUGUCAUUUAGUGUUGAGCGUUUGCCUAUAUUAGGCGGAAAAGGAAGUGAGUUAUCCGCCAUUGUUAAGAAACUGGAUUUCUUCGACAAAUGCUCAGCAAAUCCCCACUUAUUAUUUUAUUCCCCUCUUUCAUGCUUUUAGACAAUUUACGCCAACCUGGUUACAUGUAGCGCAAAAAUUGUGCUUGCCUUAAGUAAUGAUGUUAUUUAUUUAUAUUUGUUUGAAUUUUUAUGUUUUGUUUCAACAUUCCACAAAAUUAGUAUAUGUAUGAAUGUGCUGUUUUCUAGAUUUUAAAAUGUCGUUUAUUAUACGGCCUUUUCCAUUUUGCAUUAGAAACACAUGACCUAAUAUGGCACGAUUGCUUUAGACAUUACUGCUUAAAAACAUUUAAGCAAAAUAUCUUUGAUUCAACACAAUAUGAAAAUCCAUGCUUUUUUGGUUUGAUUUUUUUGCUCUAACAGUAAACCAUUCACAAAAUGGUGACCAGAAGUUCGCGUAUAUCACUCGGUUGAAUGUGCAUCUCGCCUUUUUAUGUUCUGAAUAUACACAACUGUAUAUUUUACGUACAUAUACUUAACAAAAUGAUCUCAAAUCGAAAGUGAAAUAUUACAGAGUUGAUAUUUGUGUUUAACGCAACUCUGUAAAUGAAAACAUAUAUAUCCAUUACUUUGUUCCGUUGUAGUGUCUUCUUGUUCAUUAGAAAAAAAGUGACACUUGUGUUUAGAAUGUGUGCUAGAAUAGGUUACAUUUUAGCCUAAAGCUAGUCAGUUCAGCUAACUGAAGAGAAUAUGAUUGUCUUGGGAUCAAUAAAACAUUGCCCUUAAAAUAUACAGUCAGAUGUCUCCGAGAACACACCACUCGUUACCCCUUCAAUAAAAUAUAUUUAUCAUUCAAAGUUUACGCUUCAGUAGUUUGUGAUUUUUUAAAACGACAGUCUUGUUUUGAAUUUACGCUAUUAAAUUAUACCCUAAUCCCCAAUUUAAUCAAUUUGGCAAUGCACAUUAAAGUAGCUAAGUCUCUAACUCAGUAUCAUCCAAAGUCUUCAACAUAGAAAACACGAAUUAUUUGUCAGCUUAAAUGGACGUUGAUGCUGUAAUCUUACCGGGAAAAGAUGGGCUUCUGAUAUCCAAUAUUUAUGACAAAAUAAACAUUUUACUGUUGGUAUACGAAUCGUGUACCAUAAUGCGUUUCAGCUAGACAUAUUCCACAAGUCAGUUCAAACGGUGACCUCAUGUUCUUUUAUGGAGAGCAUGCGCAAUAAAUACUCUUGGUGUUGACUGGAAUAACAAGACGCUAUUCGAUUGAGACUUCUGGCGUAUAUCGCCGAAGAUAACUGAUUUUAGAUUAGAGUAAAGACGGAAACGAUCGAAUGUAACUCAAUUUAUAUACAUUCAUAUUACAUUAUUAUAUGUGUUGCGACCCAUUUGUGUCAAUUUAUAGGUCCCAAAUAUUAGCGAUUUGGCUCCUUUAAGUUAUUUACUUGAAAUGAAUGUCUAUGGCUUUUGUAAAUCUGUUGUUUGUCUGCACAGACUGGGACAUAAAUUAACUUAUAUUUAGCAGCUUUGGCAGCAGAAUAUUAAGUUAUGAAGAAAAAGAAUGUUGAAGAUCAUUAGGGGAAAAUCUGUAGGUUGUCGACAUAGACUGGAUCAUAAAUUAACCAUCUGUAGCGAUUUUAGUGUUUCGGCCCAGCUUACACAAAAUAUAGAUCUGUGGAAAAGUUUGCACCUGCGUACGAAGGAAGGCAGAUUUUAAUAUAUGUUCGUUAACUUUGUAAGUAAUUGUAACUUCAAGAAAAUUGACCCGGUAUUUCAUUUUUAAGAGACUGUCGCUUUAAGGGCUUAGGACCGUUAACUCCCUUUAAGAGACUGUCACUUGGCUUAGGUCUGGUAACUCUUGUUAAGAGACUGUCACUUUAAGGGCUUAGGUCCGGUAAUUGUUUUAAGGGUUUAUGUCCGGUAACUCUUCUUACGUGCAGAAGUAUCUCUAGGAAUUAUUUUAUACAAUGCCUAACUUGUCUUGUUGACUGUUACCCCACUACCUGUAUAUGUACAUGUAUAUAUAUAUAUAUAUGAAAUUACUGACCUCAUAUUCAGGCAACUGCCGAACUCUAGUCUUUAUCACUGUCAUUGCUUAUAAAUUACAUGAAGUGCUAACCCCCAUCCUCUCGUAAUAUUAUGUUCAAAAGACAUUGUAUUUAUUGUUUGUAUAUAAAUUGCUCAAACGAAGGAAUAAAAUUUCAUUUUAA